UCUGUUAACCCUUACCUAUAUCCUAACUGACCCUGACCCCAAGAAUUAAACCCAGCAGACCCUGACUAGCCCCAGGAGCAGAAGGUGACGAAUGGACCUGGCAAAGGUUUGGUGUUCCUUACCAAGGCGCCACCUCUCGCUUCUCAUUAGUGCUUCUGUAAUAGGCUGUGGGCGUCCAUAGCAAGAUAUUGUGGGUGUCCGCAGCCUCGACGCCCGUACCUUUGCUCCGAUGGGCUCAGAAGGGAAGAUGACCCAAAUCAAACAAUACACCAACGAUGAGGCUUUGGUCCCAUGUAUAUAAGGCGAGGCAAGUCCGACAUUCAUUCUUAGUCUUCGUUGGUUCUAUCACAUCCCUUCGUCUUAAUUUAAACAGUCAACAUGAAGUACGCUCUUGGUGCAGCUCUCGUUCUGCAGAGCACGCUGGCUCUGGGCAACCUUCUGCCCGUUCAUCUCAGGGCACCCACACCAGAUCACUUUCAGGACAUCGUUCGCAACGACACCUACGACUUUGGCUGCAGACCUAUCGCUCAUCCUUCAGAGGAUGGUGCUCACUUCACUCUUCAUGCCCUACUGACAGAGGAUCAAAUUGCGCAUCUGACAAAAGAGUACGAGACGGACAGUGAAAUCACUAUCCACCGCCAGAUGGUCAAGAGGCAGGCUUCUGCCCCCAUUGGUUCUGGUGACCGCUUCAAGGCUGGCACAGUAUCUCCCGUCGGUCUUGGAACUCAAGCAAGUGGCGCCACAAUUUCCAGCAUCAUGAACGUUAACGAAGUAAACUCUGCGUUCAAUGCCUUGGUCAAGAACUAUGGAGUUGGCUCGGUCACACUCCCGUACAAGACUUUCAACGGCGCUACUUCAUACGCCGGAUUUGUUGGUGCUGGAACAGACAAGUCAGCAUACCGUCUCUACCUCAGUGCUGGUGUACACGCUCGCGAGCGAGGUGGUCCUGAUCAGCUCAUCUACUGGAUCUCCGAUCUACUUGCCGCCAACAAAGCAGGCACUGGCCUCACAUAUGGCAAGAAGACGUACACCAAUGCCCAAGUGAAGAGUGUCCUUGCUGCGGGUAUCGUCUUCUUCCCUCUUGUGAACCCAGACGGUGUCGCAUACGACCAGUCCAGUGGUUCGCUCUGGCGCAAGAACAGGAACACCAAGUCCGGAUCCAGUGGAUCUUCAAUUGGUGUUGACAUCAACCGCAAUUUCGAUUUCCUAUGGAACUUCCGCAAGUACUUCUCUGCUAGUACAUCGCCUGCUUCUACUUCACCUAGUUCAGAGACAUUUUACGGCACUGCUGCUGCGUCGGAAUCCGAAACAAAGAACCACGUCUCGAUCUACGAUUCGUUCCCCAAGAUCCGAUGGUUCAUGGAUAUCCACUCCGCUGCCGGCGACAUCCUCUACUCGUGGGGCGACGAUGAUGUCCAAACCACCACUUCAACUAUGAACUUCCUCAACACUGCCUACGACGGCAAGCGUGGUGUAACCGGCGACAGUGCAUACAAAGAGUACAUCCCCGCAACCGACAACACCAACAUCAAGAACGUUGCCGCAAAGACCGUUGCUGCCAUGAAGGCUGUUGGUGGUCGUUCAUACGUCGCCAUUCCUGCCGUUGGUCUCUACGCAACCUCGGGAGCCAGUGAUGAUUACGCAUUCAGUCGCUUCUGGGCCAAGCCGGGUGUCAACAAGGUGUACGGGUACACUAUGGAGUUUGGGUACAGCACCAACUUCUACCCGACGGCGAGUGAGUUCAACCAGAACAUUCUGGACACGAACGCCGGGUUCAUGGACUGGGCCUUGGCCGCGAUUUCGGUUGGGUUGAACUAAAUAUCGGCUGAGGCGUUGGGUGAAUGUAGGCGUUGAUGUUGUGGAUGAUACCAAGGUGUACUCUGUAGUGCAGGCGAGAUCAUCGAUAUGACCGUACGAAAUACAUAAAAUGUCAUCACGAGACUGCUUUCGAGUACGCUUUAAGGCUAGCCUGUC
This is a messenger RNA of Boeremia exigua, 1974 nucleotides long. RefSeq lists its product as uncharacterized. Gene Ontology annotation, molecular function: zinc ion binding; metallocarboxypeptidase activity. The record is from RefSeq and is a predicted model, not a curated record. Gene Ontology annotation, biological process: proteolysis. The transcript is spliced from 2 exons. NCBI's taxonomy places the organism in Eukaryota, Fungi, Ascomycota, Dothideomycetes, Pleosporales, Didymellaceae. The coding region runs from base 379 to 1818 and encodes 479 amino acids.